AAUUAUUUGAUCUUUUAAAGCAAGCUGUAGAUAAUUGUUGCUUGAUGGGAACUGGAUGAUACCUAAAACCUAAUCUACCAACUAGUGCAUGACAUGUCAGUUCUGUUUAACUCGAUUCUCUCAUCACAGCACAGAUGACGUUAUAUUUAUGUGUGGAUUUCACAAUGGAUUUAUUAUAAUGGGCUCUCAGGCCCUGUUUGCCAGGCAUGUGACCCAGGCUCGGGACAGUCAUCCUGAUGGGCCUCUGUAAUCUUGCCUGUCACCUGCUUUAAGAUGAUUGAGUGACAAAUAACGCGAAAGGCAGAUGCUGCCGGAAAGGUGAAUCUCACCGUGAAGGCGAUGUUGUGAAUCUACUGUGACAGAAGAUGAGAAGGAAGUAGGAGUCCACUUUCGCUGCAACGAGGUGGAAAAGGGGACCAAGGAGCAGAGAUCACACAAACUACACUCAGAGGAGAGUUGGUGAAGCAAAGUGUUGCUGGGUUCCAUGCACUGUAAACAUGGGGACACUGGUCGAACCAGCGCUGCUGCUACUUUUAUGGCAGAGUGUUUGGGCUUUGGACAUCCCUCUGGAAGUCAGGCAGCCCCCAACCAUCAUAAAACAGUCAGUAAAAGACCAUAUUGUUGACCCCAAAGACACCAUGGUCAUUGAAUGUGAAGCCAAAGGAAACCCUCAUCCCAUUUUCUCAUGGAGGCGUAAUGGGAAGUAUUUCAACGUGGCACGUGACUCUCAAGCAUCGAUGCGCAGGCGCUCAGGGACACUGGACAUCUAUGCCAAGAACAAUCCAGAACAAUAUGAGGCAGAGUAUCAGUGCAUCGCCUCCAAUGAGUAUGGAUCUGCAUACUCCAACAAGAUCAGACUACGACUAUACAGAGCGCCUGUGUGGCCGAGGGAGAUUCUGGAGCCUGUGGUGAUCAGCGCUGGCCUGCCUCUAGUCCUGUCCUGUGACCCUCCACCUGGCCCACCUAAACCUGAAACCUACUGGAUGUCCAGCUGCUCAUAUGCGAGACCGUUCAACUGGCCCAUUCAGACAGCUUUCCCCACCAUGCAGCCUGUGCGGCAGGACCGCAGGGUAUCCAUGGGAGUAAAUGGAGAUCUGUACUUCUCUAACGUCCUGUUCAAUGACUCUGCGACUGACUACUGUUGUAACGCCCGUUUCCCCUACAAAAAUGUCAUCCAGCAGAAGAUGCCUGUGGUUGUUAAAGUGCUUACAACUCGCACAGUGGCCGAGGCUGCCCCCAGCUGGCUGUCUCCCACAGGGUCGUCCAGCUCCAUACUGGUCCUGCAAGGGGAAGAACUGCUCUUGGAGUGCAUUGCUGCAGGAGUGCCAACUCCUCAUAUCAGCUGGACCAAAGAUGGCGACGACCUGGUGGUGAGGCCACGCAUGAGAGUAAAGAACUUCAACAAGAUGAUUCAAAUCCCGAGAGCAUCUUUUGAUGACGCGGGUGAAUACGUCUGCAGUGCUACCAAUAAAAUUGGAUACAUUGAGCACACGAUAACUGUCAGGGUCAAAGCGGCUCCAUUCUGGUUGGAGAAGCCUGCUGAUCUAGUUUUGGCCCCUGAGGAAAAUGGACGCUUGGUAUGUCGUUCUGAUGGUGUUCCUCGUCCCACAAUCAGCUGGUUCCUCAACGGGGAACCAAUUGAAACUGCCACUCCGCUGCCUAACAGACAGGUGUCAGGAGACACGUUGACUUUACGCAGUGUGACCAUUGAAAACAAUGGCGUCUAUCAGUGCAACGCUUCCAAUCCAUUUGGGUACUUAUUGGCCAAUGCUUUUGUCAACGUGCUGCAUGCAACUCCACGCAUUCUCGGACCCAGGAAUGAACUUAAUAAGGUGACGGAGGGCACUAAUGUUUUCCUUCACUGCCGCUUCUUUGGAUCCCCAGUGCCUGAAUUGCGAUGGUCCAAAUAUGGACAGGGGAAUCUUGAAGGAAAUCGUUUUAAGACCUACAGUAACGGGACUCUGGAAAUAAAACGCAUACGGAUAGAGGACCAGGGAACGUACCUGUGCAUAGUCAGCAACGUCGCAGGAAGAGAUGAGAGUCAAGUUCGAAUAGAGGUCAAAGAGCCGACUUUAAUCGUCACAAAACCGCAAAGUUUGAAAGUCAUCCGUGGAACCGAUGUGCGCUUCGAGUGUGGCGUAAAAGCAGAUGUUACAACUCCUGUCACGACCACCUGGCUGAAAGGCAAAAAGCCUGUCACUCUUGGCUGGAGAAUCACCAUGGAUGAAUCAAAUUUGGUCAUCACUAAUGUAAACAGAGACGAUGAGGGCAAUUAUACUUGUGUCAUCAAGAGUGAACUGGACCAGAAGUCUGCCUCAGCACGCCUAUUAGUGAUGGACCGUCCUGAUCCUCCCACUAACUUGGAGUUGUCAGAUCCAUAUGAACGUAGUGUGAGACUCAGUUGGGCCCCUGGAGACAACAACCACAACCCGAUUUCAGAGUACCUAGUGCAGUAUGAUGAUGACGACUGGUUGCCUGGGAAGUGGAAAAACCUGUCAACGUACGCAGGGAACCUCAACUCUGUCAUCCUGCAUCUUACACCUUUCACCUACUACGAGUUCCGGGUCAUCGCUAUCAACGAAAUUGGGAUGAGUCGUCCUAGUCGUCCAUCUAAACGCUUCCAGAGCAGCGGUGCACCCCCAGAUGUCAUCCCAAAGAACUUAAAGGGUGUGGGCACAUGGAGGAAUAACAUGGAGAUCAGCUGGGAGCCUCUAACCUACAGAGAGUGGAACGGGCCCCACCUGAAGUAUUUGGUGUGGUGGAGGAGGAGAGAUUCCCGAGAGGAGUGGAAGAACGCAACCACAAAAUGGUUGAAAUACUACAUCUACGAUGCAGAUACCUUCACUCCUUAUGAGAUCAAAGUCCAGGCUGUCAACGACUUUGGGCUGGGUCCAGAAUCUCCUGUUGUCACUGGUUACUCUGGGGAAGACCGUCCCUUAUCUGCACCUCUGAACCUGAGAGUGUCCGACAUCGAGAGCACCCAGGCGACCUUACACUGGGACACGGUGGAGCGCGGCUCUAUUAUGGGAGAACUGAAAGAAUACAAGAUUUAUUACUGGAGGGACAGCAGCCAGCUGAGGUGGCAUAGGGUCAACCGAGGGAUGAAGUCUAAAACAUUUCCAAACGAUGAUCCAGAGCCCUCUGGGGUGCUCACUGGACUCAUCCCCUAUAGCAACUACAAGAUGUAUAUAGUGGUGGCAAACAAUCGAUACGAAGGCCCGCCUAGUAAUAAUAUACACUUCUCAACACCUGAAGGAGUGCCAUCCGUGCCCAAAUCCUUCAGGAUCCAACAGCGACAUCUGGACAGUAUAUACGUCGACUGGGACCUGCCAGCAGAACCCAACGGUAUCAUUACGGGAUAUUCCCUCAAGUAUCAGACAGUGAAUGCCACCAGGGGAGAGGAGCUGCGAGUUGAGGAGUUCCUUCCUAAUGUAACAAGUUUCUCAGUCCGACGAUACGACCGCUACACUCGAUACAGAUUCUCUGUGGCGGCACGAACUCGGAUAGGGAUAGGGGAAUGGCAUACGGAGGAGUCACCCCACUACACCACUGAAAUUUAUGCCCAGGACCAGGUGGACAUCUCCACUCAGGGCUGGUUCAUCGGGAUUAUGUGUGCUGUGGCUCUCAUCGUGCUCAUCCUACUCAUAGUCUGCUUCAUCAAGAGGAGUCGAGGGGGGAAAUACCCAGUCCGGGAGAAAAAAGACAUUUCAUUGGAGCCGGUGGAUGACAAAGAUCAGGAGGGGUCAUUUGACUACCGGUCUCUUGAAAGGAUAGCACGAGUCUCCACUCUGCCUUACCCACGGCGAGAGGAGGAAAGAGGGCUUCAAAGAGGCCAACCAUCUAUGGAGGCAAUGAUGAAGCGAUCAGACAGUGACGACAGUCUGGUGGACUAUGGUGAGGGAGGUGAGAUACCGUUCAACGAGGACGGCUCGUUCAUCGGCCAGUACACAGGAACCAGGAGAGAUGUCAGGGAUUUGGACUUUGGUGGAAGUCUGGAGCUCCAUUCUCCGAUGAAUACCAUCUACUCCCUGGCAUAAAACUCAAACUUCAAACUGCCUUCCCGACUUCAGCUUCAACUAUUUGUCAUGUGACUUUACCGUGCUCGUACCCUCCACCUUGGAUUAAGAACUUGUGGUUGGUCUGCAGGAGGGAACAGCUGGAGGCUGAGGUGCUGUUACCCUCUCAAGCAAAGAAACUUCCACACAUUUGAAGAGGAAAAUGGAGGGAACAUUUAGGGACAAUGCACGAGAUGAGAUGCCUUUAUCAUCUGAUGAAAAGCAAGCUUUACCUUUUGUGUUUCGUACUGCGUUUCCUGUAAAUAAGAAUGCUGUGUGUUUGUGUGCAUGCAUACGCAUGUGUACAUGUUCAAUUAUCCUGUCAGUAGGGGGAGGCUGCGUAUCAGAGGAGACAGACCAGUUUAUCAGUUUAUCAUGUUGAUAAAAAGCAGUUACAAGGACCAACAUAACUACUGUUAUCUUUUACUUUCAGCUAAUUUCCAUAAUGAGAUCAUGAUAUUUUUACAUGUUGGCUGUGUAUAUAAGGACAUAAUCAGAGGAGUCACAACUGAACGUUGAUUGCUUCUCCCUUUGUCUUAUACACUAGUGUUGAAGUACAAUGUGUGAGAGUAGAAAGUGUUGUUAGUGAUAAAUGAAGGAUAAUAAAGUAUCUCCAAGGACUAAUGAUUCAUCUGCACGGUCAGUUUGCGAAUUAUGCUCUGACGGAAAGCACCAGGGCGAAGUAUUUUAGGAAUCAGCGAGCAUACCGCCAUAAACCAGCUGUAAAAUCAGAAACCGCCCAUGUUUCUCUAUGAACUUGCCUUAACCGUGUUCCCAUUUCACUCACUCUGGAGAUGGACGGAAAUGAUUAAUCUUGAUGUAACAGCUUUAGUGUAUUUGACCGCUAACAUCAUCUGUGUAUGUCCUAAAUGUAAAUAAAGUGGAAAUAUUUAUUUCUAGCACGUUUGGCGUGAUUCUGAAUGUUUCAUUCAGCUGCUCUGUUUCCUAAUUUUAAUUAUUCUUUGAAUAAAAAACA
Larimichthys crocea (large yellow croaker) is the source of this 5031-nucleotide messenger RNA. It is a transcript of the gene nfascb, whose product is annotated as neurofascin homolog (chicken) b. The transcript is spliced from 27 exons. Gene Ontology annotation, molecular function: cell-cell adhesion mediator activity. The coding region runs from base 498 to 4037 and encodes 1179 amino acids. Gene Ontology annotation, biological process: brain development; axon guidance; cell-cell adhesion. Gene Ontology annotation, cellular component: axon; plasma membrane. Lineage: Eukaryota; Metazoa; Chordata; Actinopteri; Sciaenidae. The record is from RefSeq and is a predicted model, not a curated record.